CUUGGUAUUAAUUUGUCAUUCAAAUUUCGCGGCUGAGCAACAGCUGCUGUACUCAUGAAGCUCGCGCGAACCAUUUCUCGCCUCUUCACCACCUCAUCGGCAACCAAAAUACCUGAGCGAGUAAUCGAGAAUCCAGUUUCUAUUCACUCUAUCAAACAGUUACAUGCACGUCUCAUUAGAACCCACCUCCACGAAGACCCUUUUUCAAUUUCAGUCGUUAUAAGAUCUUACGCUUUAUCUUCCUUACAUCUCCAUAAAGCCCUUCUUGUUUUUAGUCAAAUUAAGAAACCUACCCUAUUGAUUUAUAACUACUUGAUCCGUGGUUUAUCAGAAAGUGGACGACCAAAUGAAGCAAUUGAUAUGUAUUAUAAUCUAAUAUAUCAUCAUGGAAUUGUUGGUGAUAAUUUGACGUUUAUCUUCUUGUUCAAGGCUUGUUCUCGUGUUAAUGACGUUUCUAAUGGUCAGAUAUUUCAUGUUCAUGCUUUGAAACUUGGGUUUGAAUCGUACCUUUUUGUAUCAAAUGCUUUGAUUCGAAUGUAUGGGACCUUUGGCGAUUUAGAAUUGGCACAGCAGGUGUUUGAUCAAAUGAAGGACAGAGACUUGGUUUCUUGGAACUCUUUGAUCUGUAGUUAUAGUCAAUGCAAUAGAUUUAAGGAGGUUUUGAGUUUGUUUAAUUCAAUGCAAGAAGCAAAUGUGAAAGCUGAUGCUGUUACAAUGGUAAAAGUUAUAUUAGCUUGUAGCUAUUUGAGUCACUUUGAUAUUGCAGAUUCUAUGGCCAAGUACAUUGACGAUAACCAUGUGGAUAUUGAUGUUUAUUUAGGGAACACAUUGAUACAUAUGUAUGGUCGGCGUGGUUUAGUGAAUUUGGCGCGGAGAGUUUUCGAUGGGAUGCAAGAAAGAAACGCCGUCUCUUGGAAUGCAAUGAUUACAGGAUAUGCAAAAGUCGGGGAUCUAGUUGCGGCUAGGAAACUUUUCGAUGAGAUGCCUGCUAGGAAUGUAAUUUCGUGGACUUCUAUGAUCACAGGUUAUGUUCAAGCUAAUCAAUCAUCUGAUGCAUUGAAGCUUUUUCAACAUAUGAUGAAAGCUAAUGUGAAACUAGAUGAGAUAACGAUAGCUAGUGUGCUUUCUGCUUGUGCUCAAUUGGGUUCUCUUGAUGUGGGACUGGCAGUUCAUGAAUAUAUCUAUAGAUAUGAUAUAAGAGCAGAUAUUUAUGUGGGGAAUGCGUUAAUAGAUAUGUAUUGCAAAUGUGGGGCUGUUGAAAAAGCAUUGGAGGUGUUUCACGAGAUGAAAAAUAAGGACAGUGUCUCGUGGACAUCAGCCAUCUCAGGCCUUGCUGUUAACGGUUUUGUCAAUCAGGCAUUUGAGAUAUUCUCACUGAUGUUGAGAGAUGGUGUUCAGCCAACUCAUGGAAGUUUCAUGGGGAUAUUACUAGCUUGUACUCAUGCUGGAAUGGUUGAUGAAGGAUUAAAAUAUUUUGAAAGUAUGAACAAAGUUUAUGGAUUGACACCACAUAUGAAACAUUAUGGGUGUAUUGUGGAUCUCUUGAGCCGCUCUGGCUACCUAGACAGGGCCUAUGAGUUCAUAAAAGCAAUGCCAUUAGUUCCAGAUGUUGUAGUUUGGAGGAUUUUGUUAAGCGCAUGUAAGCUUCAUGGAAAUGUGGUCCUAGCUGAGAUUGCUACGAACAAGCUUCUCGAACUGGAUCCUUCUAACAGUGUGAACUAUGUUCUCUUGUCAAAUACUUAUGCCGGUUCUGAUAGAUGGGAUGAUGCUACCAAAAUCAGACAAUUAAUGGCAGAAGGAGAUGCACAAAAACCUUCAGGUUGGAGUUCCAUUGAGGUAAACAAAUAAUUGUUAGAAAUAUUCCUUGUAGAAUCUUUAACGGAGGGUAAAAGAGAUCAAGCGAGCACUAUAUUGCAAAUUACGACAUUUCUGUCAUUGUUUCAAUUAGUGCAUGGACAUUGAUGGUAAAUUUGGAUCAGAGUGAGCAGCGGCAUAGGAAAUUGAGUUGAAUCUUACCUUUUAUUGGUCCAAAGAUGACUUCGUUGUGGUUUUGAUCCAAAAGAUGCUAUGUUGAAAUUUCAAUUAAUCUUGCUGAAGGAAUGAUAUUGAAUUCCUUGAGUGGAAUUUCAAUGGGUGCUCAGUCCAGCUCUAAAAGUGAAAAAUUAUGUUCUGUUAAUGAUGUGAUUUUUGGAGGCAUGUUGCUCUGUAAUACAUGGUGAUACUAAGUGUAAUUUGCAGUUAGCUGGUAGGUUAUGUUCAGAGCCAGUCCCCUUGUAAGUUAAACCUGCAAAAUAGAUUUAUGAGUUCACUUUUCUUUGGUGAAUAUGAAAUCUAGGACUACCAGGGACAUUGCAGGAAACAAAAGUUCACAGAUGUUAAUUAUCAGAUUGUUUC
Manihot esculenta (cassava) is the source of this 2394-nucleotide messenger RNA. RefSeq names its product pentatricopeptide repeat-containing protein At2g22410, mitochondrial. Lineage: Eukaryota; Viridiplantae; Streptophyta; Magnoliopsida; Malpighiales; Euphorbiaceae. Bases 55 to 1848 code for a protein of 597 amino acids. The transcript has a single exon. The record is from RefSeq and is a predicted model, not a curated record. Gene Ontology annotation, molecular function: protein binding; RNA binding. Gene Ontology annotation, biological process: RNA modification.